CAGUAGUUUGUAUACAGGUGUGUAGACUUAGAAUGCCAUUAGGAUGAGCCUAAAACACCUCAACAACAAAGCAAACAUGUUGUACGAAAAGAAGAAUUCGGGAGGCAGGAUUUGAUUAACCGUUGGACUUGUAUUGCGUAUAUAUGUCUGUAUGUUUGUAUAUUACCUUCUGUGUACAUGCAGGAAAGCUUUAAAGGAAGCAGGAUUUUCUUUGCAUAAUUCAAAUUGUGUUGAUAUACUACAUUGACAUUAGACAAGUGUAAAUUUCUGUGGUGGGAAAAAAAUGUUCAUGGGUGACUUUUGUCAUUGAAGAGGAACUUUUUGUCUUUAAGGAGUUCUGAUUUUUUUUAUAAACAAAAAUUACUCAGUAUCUAGAUAGUGAAUGAAUUUUUCAUAUCAUUUUCCGCUUGAGUAGGAAUGUGACGCUCUGAAUACCUCCAAAGAAAAUACAUACUCUUCAGUCGACAGCCUGUUAAAUGGACUUAAAUAGUGUAUUGCUUACAAUUAAGUGACACCAAAGGAGUGAGAAAUUUGUUUAAAUGCACUGAGAUUGAUGCGUCGAGAUAAUUGAGUAAAGAGACAACUUUCUGUGUCAGUCUGAUGCAUCUGGGGUCACGGAAGCCGUCAAUAUUGACGAAUCUGCGAACACCUGGCAGAGUUUUGGUCACCUAUUAAUUUACCUGUGUGGCACAUCGGGGGUAGGCAGGGCGAGCUGGAAGAGAUUAUACCUGCUGAAACAGGACACUGGAAGUUUACAACUGUUUACUAAGUGUUACAGCCCAGAGAUGACAUCUUGAUAUUUUUAAAGUCAAAUAUUUCACCGGGCUUGACCCCAUUUGUGGAAAAUAGACCUGAAUUGCAUGCUGCAGGUAUAUGAUAUAUACAUCAGAGAGGGACACACCUGUGUAUUGCUGAUUCUCUAGGUGUACUAUCCUGGUCAUAUUCAAUAUUUGUGUCAGGAUAAUUUGAUGUCAAUUCGCUGUGGGCCGAUUUUCAGACUGGGAAGCAGUGUGGUAGUGAUGUAAUGGUUUUUUUUUUUCUUGUUACCCAAUUAUUGAUUUUCAGUUAACUUGUACUGCAUUGAACACUUCUGCUGGGAGAAAAAUUAACCCUCUCCCUUCGAAAAAGGGAGGAAAUAUUGAUAGUACCAGGAAUUUUUUCUGUUUGACGUGAGUUUGGAUUUGUUUUGUCGUUGGAGGGGAGUCAUUUUGUGAACCAUCAUGACCCAUCUCAAGAAAAAGCCAGGAUAUCUCAGACUUCAGUCUCUCGGAGAGAAUACCGAGAGUGACUUAUUUCAGAGGCGGCGAUUGCAUUUUGACGACGGUCAUGAUGCUAUAAAUGGAAUGGAGGGGGUGUACCCUCUAAACAGUAGCAACAUGUCGUAUGGUAAUGGGGCGUUGUGUCACAGAUGUCAUGAAGGAUUCGGCGCCAAUGAGGAAAUAGUCAACUCCAAUGGAGAGGUGUGGCACACCCAGUGUUUUGUAAGUCAGAGAAAAGCAGCUACUAGGGCAGCCCAGAGCUACGCAUGCUCAAAAUGUCACGAGACUCUGUCUCCGUGGGAACAGAUGGUGAACUUUAACGGUCGGGUGUGGCACACGGCCUGCUUUGUCUGUGCCCAGUGCUUCCAACCAUUUCCUGAGGGAGUGUUUUAUGAGUUUGAGGGUAGGAAAUAUUGUGAGCACGACUUCCAUGUUCUUUUCGCACCAUGCUGUGGAAAAUGCCGGGAGUUCAUCGUGGGACGAGUCAUUAAGGCCAUGAACAACAGCUGGCACCCCGACUGCUUCCUGUGUGAGAUCUGCACCGCACCGCUUGCUGACGAGGGCUUUGUCAAGAACGCUGGAAGAGCCCUGUGCCGUGAAUGCAAUGCCAAAGAAAAAGCCAAGGGGAUGGGGAAAUAUGUGUGCCAUAAGUGUCAUGCCAUCAUUGACACCGGACACAUUAAGUUCAGGGGGGAGGCCUACCAUCCCUACCACUUCAAUUGUUCCUCUUGUGGCCAGGAGCUUAACGCUGAUGCUCGAGAGAAGUCAGGAGAGCUGUACUGUUUACGCUGUCACGACAAAAUGGGUAUCCCCAUCUGUGGAGCCUGCAGGCGUCCUAUUGAAGAGAGAGUGGUACACGCAUUAGGAAAAGCCUGGCAUGUGGAGCAUUUUGUCUGUGCCAAAUGUGAGCGGCCAUUUUUUGGAACUCGUCACUACGAGAAGAAAGGGCUGGCCUAUUGUGAGACUCAUUACCAUCAGCUGUUUGGGAACAUCUGUUUUGUCUGUAACAACGUGGUGACGGGAGAUGUGUUCAGUGCCUUUAACAAGUCGUGGUGUGUCGGCCAUUUUGCUUGCUCUAUUUGUGACAGGAAGAUGAGCCAUAAGACCAAGUUCUUUGAGUUCGACCUGAAGCCUGUGUGUCGUGUUUGUCACGAAAAGUUCCCAGGCGAACUGAAAAAGAGGCUGAAGAAGUACCAUGAGGAGGUAUCCAAGAGACAGAUCAUGUCCAACAGUUAAGGGGUUAUCUGCCCCUGUAAUCGGCGCAGGCCAGCGCUUAAAAGCAUGGGACGGAAUCGUGGAGGGAACAGAAAGGACAAAUAAAUACUACAUACAGUGAGAAAACGAUGUGCAAGAUUCGAUUUUGAAACUGAAAUUAACGUCUGGAACCUUAAUGUUUUUUCUUGUUUUGAAAUUUGGGCUUUGUUUUGUAGUUUAUACCAUGUAUUUGAGAUGUUGAUAUAGCCUCUGUUGACUGUAGCUUUCACAGUGUCCCGUGUUAACUAGUUGGUAGUAGUCCUUUAUCGGCACAUUGUUCUGUAUCUAGCUUUGCAAAGAAGGAUAAGUAUUAAUUAUAAAGUUAGCAGCUUUUUGAAAUUAGAAGAAAUUUUUGAAGUUAUUUAUCAGCAUUAGUUUGAUUAUAAAUUAUGCAGCUUUUUGAAAUUAUGAAUACAUAUUUUAAUUUUAAAAUAUACUUCAGCACCCUAGCAGAUGUGAAAAUUCUUUUGCAUCUUUGUUAUUCAUAUUUGCUGAGCAGAUUAUGCCUUUUGUAGCAUGUAUAAACAGUCCAUAUCUUUACUCUUUCAAAGAUUUUUAAUUUUUAUGAAAUUCGGCUGGAAUAUUCAUUGAAUCGGUGCUUGGUUUAUAUGCGGUGUGAAUAAUUUGUGUGAAUUUCUGAAGCUUAUCUCCCUUUGACAGUGAAAUCUGUGUGCUGAUUGUCAAUUUUAAUUUUAUCAGUUUUUCUCAUAUCAGCAUGAUUUAGAGAUGUCGGAGAAAUCGUAUGUUUGUAGUUGGACUAGAAGAAUUAGAGAAUGUUUGAAAGAAUAUGUAUAUACAUGUACAUGUAUUCAGUUCAAAUCAUUUUCCUUGUUAUGAGUUUAUAAAUGACCAUGAUGUGUGACAAUCUCUUAUUGUUUAGGAUGUAGUUUUCAAAGAUAUCCCGAGAUGUUCUGUUUUUUAAUUGAUGGAAGGUUUACUCUCGAUAUACAUAUAUUUGUGAAGGGGAAAUAUUUUAGAAUGAUAUCAUGCUAUUAUUGCAAGGGAGGACAACUCUGCUUUGCUUAGAAUUCUUGCAGCUCUAUCAAGAAAAAGAACGUUCUUGUUUUUACUUUAUUAUCAGCUAUUUUGAUUAAUUGUUUUAAUUAUAUAUUUUUUCUGAUUAUAUACCCAGUAGGUUCUUUAAAAUGCAUGAUAAAUGUCUGUGAUGGUCCAUUGUAUGUGUAUAUUACUAUAUAAUGUUUGUGUACAUAUGUGUAUAGAUGUCUAUUUAUAAAAUAUAUACUGCAAACACCACA
This is a messenger RNA of Magallana angulata, 3769 nucleotides long. Its product is annotated as LIM and senescent cell antigen-like-containing domain protein 1. The coding region runs from base 1221 to 2495 and encodes 424 amino acids. The record is from RefSeq and is a predicted model, not a curated record. Lineage: Eukaryota; Metazoa; Mollusca; Bivalvia; Ostreida; Ostreidae. The transcript is spliced from 14 exons. Gene Ontology annotation, biological process: positive regulation of integrin-mediated signaling pathway; cell-cell junction organization; cell-cell adhesion. Gene Ontology annotation, cellular component: cytoplasm; focal adhesion; cell-cell junction.